This is a messenger RNA of Triticum turgidum subsp. durum (durum wheat), 987 nucleotides long. NCBI's taxonomy places the organism in Eukaryota, Viridiplantae, Streptophyta, Magnoliopsida, Poales, Poaceae. The record is from the annotation of a GenBank genome assembly.
AUGGUUACUUUAUCGCCAGGGGUCACUGUCUCUCCAUCAUCAUCAUCGGCUUCAAAAUAUAGUCCCAUGUCCAUCUCAAUUCACGGCCAGAAAACUAUGGGCGCAAAUUUCAACUGGGGAAAACUUUGGGCCCUCCCCCUGCCAGGUAAGAUCCUCCACUUCUUAUGGCGUCUAGUAACUUAUAGUUUACCCUUAAGAAUGAAACUAAAGCAGAGGGGUUUGGAAGUGGAUACACGAUGCCCAGUUUGCUUUAGACUUGAUGAGGAUGGAGGGCAUUGCUUCCUGAAAUGCAAAUUUGUGAAAAAGAUUUGGGGUUUAUCCCAAAUGGAACCUAUCAGGCUGAAGUUGUUGUUGUGCACAAAUCCUCUAUGUCUAUUGGAAGAAGUGUUUCGGCUGAAUGAGGAGGAAUGUAUGAAAGUGUGUAUCUUACUUUGGUUAGUUUGGCAUCAAAGAAACAAAGCCAAUGCUGGAGAGAAAAUCAAAUGCCCAGAUGACAUAUUAUCUUCUAUUAAUUACCAUACUUAUGAAUACAGGAGCCUGAAGCAGCGGAGGAUGAUCCCAAAGCAGACAAACAUCCAAAAGUGGACUCCUCCACCAGCUGCAGGUGCAGGAAACCUGGAACACGUCUCGGAUGCCUUUCAUGCUGAAGCACUAGCAAUACUAAAUGCGCUCAAUGCAACAGCCAAGAUGGGCUUCAACCAAGUCAUCUUCGAAAUGGAUUCCACAGUGCUGAAGCAAGCAAUUUCAAGUGAGGACUAUGACCUAGCGCCACUCGGAGCCUUGUUCCAAGAGAUAAAAUUUCAACUGAGGAUCGCUUUUGAGAAUGUAAAACUUUAUGUAUGCCCUAUGUCUUGUAACAAUGCAGCACAUGUCUUAGCAGCACAUGAAGCUAGCUUAGGAGAUGGCAUGUAUGAAAUCUGGUUAGGCCAGUUUCCUGAACUUGUAAUGAACUCUGUAGCUGGGGAUUUAACCAGCAGGUCUCUGUAG